This is a messenger RNA of Carya illinoinensis, 948 nucleotides long. RefSeq lists its product as uncharacterized. The record is from RefSeq and is a predicted model, not a curated record. Bases 1 to 948 code for a protein of 315 amino acids. Lineage: Eukaryota; Viridiplantae; Streptophyta; Magnoliopsida; Fagales; Juglandaceae. The transcript has a single exon. Gene Ontology annotation, molecular function: catalytic activity.
AUGAUAGGCCUUAGCUGGAACUGUAGAGGGCUUAGGAACCCUCAUACAGUUAGAGAGCUGCAUCGGUUAGUGAAAACAAAGUGUCCUAAUUUUGUAUUCCUAAUAGAGACUAAAUGUGGUAGAAAUAAAGUAGAAGAGAUAAGAAAUAAGGUGGGGUUUGACAGUAGUUUUGUGAUAGAUAGCAAAGGUUUUAGUGGAGGUUUGGCUUUUUUGUGGAACAGUAGUGACAACUUCAACCUUGAAUCAUAUUCCCAGCAACACAUAUCACUUAAUUUGAAGAAGGAAGAGGUAAACACAGAAAUUCAGUUCACUGGAUUCUAUGGUAGCCCGUAUACUGCUAAAAGGACUGAUAGCUGGAAUUUAAUGAAAAUGUUACAACCCAGACAGGACAAACCUUGGUUUUGUUUUGGAGAUUUUAAUGAGAUUCUUCACCAACAUGAAAAGAAAGGGGCAGCUUUAAGACCUUACAAUCAAAUGGAGGAGUUCAGAGAAACAAUGGAAGCAUGUGGUCUGUUUGACUGUGGUUUUCAAGGACAAAAAUAUACCUGGAACAAUAACAGAGAAGGUAAUCUAUUCACUAAAGAAAGAUUAGAUCGUGCCAUGGGAAAUUUGCCUCUUAUAAGGAUCUUUUCUGAGAUAAGCAUUUAUGGUCAAGUUGCCUACUCCUCAGAUCAUUGCCCUCUGGUGAUAAAUAUGGGAAGUGAAGAAAGACUGGCAGUUUUACUAGAAAGGAGAAGGGAGAAAAUGUUUAGGUAUGAAGCAAGCUGGAACCUAAGGGAUGAAUGUAGCAAUCUGAUAAAUACAAAUUGGUCUCAACAACAAGAAGGGGAGGGGAAUCAGAUGAGGUUAGUCCAACAAAAUCUAUUGAAAUGCAAGGAAGGUUUGAUCCAAUGGAGCAGGACUACUCUAAGACACAACAAUAGGGAGAUACAAAGGAAACUAAACUAG